AUGCUUUCGCUCCUCACUGUCGUUUUUUCCUGUACUUUGGCGGCUAAUCCAGUCUUCGCCGGGAGCCGUACAUGGGAAUCUUCUAUCGUUUACACUCAUCCUAGCUACACUGAACUUUAUGGCGACCCUUUCACUCUUGAGAAGGCGAACUCUACAAUCGGCACGGCCUCUCAGAGGUCCGUGACUACACUCAAGAAGCGCUAUGUGACCAUCAACCCAGGGACUGGCGACUCCGACGAUCGCACGUGGCCCAAUGGCAAGAUCCCAUACUGUUUCGAGAGUUCUGCGACCAAGGAACUCUUCUUCGAGGAUCUGCUCGAGGCGAGGAAGCUAUGGGAGAAUUCAGGUCUUGGAUCUGGAUUCGAUUGGGAAGAGAAAGACGCUUCUUAUUGUAACAAUGACGCAAACAGGCCAAACUUCCUUCUCAUUGCCAAGAGUGACGGGCUAUCCUGUACCGUUGGUGUACCGCCUCGUAACAAGAUGAGUGAUGGUGCAGAGAGCAGAGGGCCUCUGAUGAGGCUGACAGCUGAUCUUGACAUUGGUAAACAGAACUUGGUUGCCAAUUACGCUCAUCAGAUGGGUCAUGCCUGGGGCCUUCACCAUGAGCAUCAAAAUCCAGCCUUUUGGUCAUCCGACUACGCUGCUGCCGGCGGGAAUGUUUUCAGUAGCUCGAACUUCAAGUGCGAGAAUCUGAAGGACUACGCCAGCGUAUCCGCUACACUGUCUGCCGAGCAAAUGAAGAAGGCUUGCACUUCGAGAGCCUUUGCAAAGUCUUAUCGAUUCAGCGCUGCGGAAUACCUGCCAUUCACCGAUUCGACUGCAUACAGAGCGAGCAAAUCAGUCUCGGAGCCUGAUUGGGACUCUAUCAUGAUCUACGAUAGUGGCAUGGGAUCAGUCUUGACCAAGCCGAACGGAGAGCAGAUCAAGCAAGUGCUGGCCCCCAGCCAGCGUGAUGUAGAGGGCCUGAAGCAGCUGUAUGGCGUUUCGCCUGAGUCGAAGUUCAAUCCACUGGGAAGCAAGUCUAGUUCCUACAAGAACAAGUUCAAUGACAUCCGCAAGAAGGAGAGAGACAGUGGAUGCGGAACGGUACCUGACGAUGAUCCAAAAGGGGAAGUCGAAUGUAGCCCUGCUACCUGUGGUGGUGGCUCUUGUCCGGCGAAGAGAGCGCGAGCUGCAAGAGCUACAAGCGAUCUAAAGUCGUCACCUCGUGCGAUCCCGGCAACGGCCGACAGCAAGUGGGGUUUCUUGAACAAACCAUCCCAAGGCGGACUGGACGCCUUCGUCAAGGACUUCAUCGCCACCAAGCCAUUCUUAGCGGAUUUGGAGAACCUCGAUAAAACCUCACCUUCAACUUCCAUAUUCCUGGAGUUCAAGGAUGGUGCAUUCAUGGCAGGCGUCAGGGGUCUUUACGGAUGCACAUCCGUAGUGCUGACUUCGCAUUGCGGAAUGUUUAUGUCGCAUCAUUGGGAAAGGUGGUGGAAGACCAAAGAAUCGACUGAGGAGUUUGAGAAAGCGGUUAUUAAUCCUUUGGUAGAUGGCGAUGUCAACAACCCCUCGUUCUUGGGGUUCCCUCAGCUUCCACAAAACUGCUUCACAGCGGAAAAAAAUCUCAAGGCAACUGUAUUUGCGCCAACAUUUCUUGCUGGUACCUCUGCAAACUGUUGCCAAAUCGAUGUCGCUCUCAGAGUCUGA
Messenger RNA from Alternaria rosae, 1692 nucleotides. RefSeq lists its product as uncharacterized. Gene Ontology annotation, molecular function: metallopeptidase activity. The transcript is spliced from 6 exons. The record is from RefSeq and is a predicted model, not a curated record. The coding region runs from base 1 to 1692 and encodes 563 amino acids. Lineage: Eukaryota; Fungi; Ascomycota; Dothideomycetes; Pleosporales; Pleosporaceae.